Messenger RNA from Staurois parvus, 497 nucleotides. Lineage: Eukaryota; Metazoa; Chordata; Amphibia; Anura; Ranidae. The record is from the annotation of a GenBank genome assembly.
CACUGCUGGGCAUUGACUGGUGGCACUGACUGGCACAACCCCUGGGCACUGACUGGUGGCACUGACUGGCAGCACUGCUGGGCUGCACUGGUGGGUGGCACUGCUGGGCAGCACUGGUGGGUGGGCACAGGUGGGUGGCACUGGUGGGCACAGGUUAGUGGGCACAGGUGGGUGGCACUGCUGGGCACAGGUGGGUGGCACUGCUGGGCACAGGUAGGUGGCACUUCUGGGCACAGGUGGGUGCACUGCUGGGCACAGGUGGGUGCACUGCUGGGCACAGGUGGGUGAUCUGCUGGGCACAGGUGGGCGGAGCUAGUGGGCGCACUGCUGGGCGGAACUUGCGGGUGGCACUGCUGGGCACCGAUCAUCAGGGCACUGAUCAUCAGUGCCCUGAUGAUCGGUGCCGAUCCCCGCCCUGACAACUGCCGGUUCUCGGCAGUACUUUCCUCACGAUCUGACAGUGUGAGGAAAGUGCAGCCGAGAACCGGCACUUGCAU